AUGUCAGCAGCGCCGGCGGGCGGAGAGUGGUGGCGGCAGCAGCAUGGAGGCAGGCAGGCAGUGGCUAGCUUGCCUGCACUGAGUGGCUGGCUGGUUGGCUGGAACGCUGGCGGGAACGCUGAAUCGAGCGCACUAGCUAGGGACUGGCGCCCGAAAGUGGCGCUUUCGGGCAAGGCUCUGAGCCACGACCCGUGCGCGCUCGGCUCGAAGUGA
This is a messenger RNA of Emiliania huxleyi CCMP1516, 213 nucleotides long. RefSeq lists its product as hypothetical. The transcript is spliced from 2 exons. NCBI's taxonomy places the organism in Eukaryota, Haptophyta, Isochrysidales, Noelaerhabdaceae. The record is from RefSeq and is a predicted model, not a curated record. The coding region runs from base 1 to 213 and encodes 70 amino acids.